AUGUCUACUCUCGCAACUUCGGCCGACAAGCAAUUUGUGAUCCGCAGGGGAACCAAGCAGGACUGCCCUGCCAUCCUCGACUUUAUCCAGCAGCUGGCCGAGUACGAGAAAGAGCCUGACGCUGUCAAGGCGACCGUAGAAACGUUGGAGGAGAACGUCUUCAACAAGGGAUAUGCAGAGGUGUUGAUUGCUGAGCAGCACCAUGACGCGUCGGUAACUCCAGUAGGAAUGGCGCUCUACUUUUACUCCUUCUCUACAUGGACUUCAAAACCUUCGGUCUACCUCGAGGACCUGUAUGUGAUCCCCACUCUGCGCAACAAGGGUGUCGGAAAGCUCCUAUUCAAGGCUCUCGGACAAGUUGCAAAGCAGAAGGGGUGCGCACGAAUGGAUUGGUCUGUCCUGACUUGGAAUGCGCCUUCCAUCGCAUUCUACACCAAGGUGCUCGGCGCCAAGCCUAUGGACGAAUGGAAGGGCAUGCGUCUGGAACAGCAGGGUAUUGAAAAUCUCGCCAAUCUCAUUUAG
Molecule: messenger RNA, 522 nt
Organism: Mycosarcoma maydis (corn smut)
Lineage: Eukaryota; Fungi; Basidiomycota; Ustilaginomycetes; Ustilaginales
Exons: 1
Coding region: 1-522 (173 amino acids)
Biological process (GO): protein acetylation
Molecular function (GO): N-acetyltransferase activity
Source: RefSeq, a predicted model, not a curated record